Pararge aegeria (speckled wood butterfly) is the source of this 4243-nucleotide messenger RNA. It is a transcript of the gene Cpsf6, whose product is annotated as cleavage and polyadenylation specificity factor subunit 6. NCBI's taxonomy places the organism in Eukaryota, Metazoa, Arthropoda, Insecta, Lepidoptera, Nymphalidae. Gene Ontology annotation, cellular component: mRNA cleavage and polyadenylation specificity factor complex. The coding region runs from base 76 to 2313 and encodes 745 amino acids. The record is from RefSeq and is a predicted model, not a curated record. Gene Ontology annotation, molecular function: mRNA binding. Gene Ontology annotation, biological process: mRNA alternative polyadenylation. The transcript is spliced from 15 exons.
ACGGACAAAAGAGGAAGCCGCAAGCGAGCAAAGCAUAACUAGGCUCAUAGCGCCGCAUCGCGUUCAAUUCGCAAAAUGGCGGAUGGCGGCGUGGAUAUAGAUUUGUACGCCGAUGAUAUUGAAUCCGAUUUUAAUCGACAGGACGACUUUGGAGGGGAAAAUGUGGAUUUGUAUGACGACGUAAUCGCAGCGCCGUCUAAGAACGAGGAUGGCGACGGGCCGCCCAACACUGGACCGCCGCAGCACCAGCAUCCACCGGAGGAAACGAACGGUUCGGUUCCUUACCAUCACAACGCUCCCAAUCACGGCCAUCAUGGCCGACGCUUCCAACUUUACGUCGGCAACCUCACUUGGUGGGCGACAGAUCAAGACAUAGCUAACGCGGUCGCCGAAAUUGGCGUUACGGACUUUCAAGACGUGAAGUUCUUCGAGAACAGGGCAAAUGGACAGUCGAAGGGAUUCUGCGUCAUAUCGCUGGGUUCCGACCAGUCCACGAGGAUGGUCCUCGAUCGACUGUCCAAGAAGGAAAUCCACGGUCAGCACCCCGUUAUAACGCUGCCCACUAAACAGGCGUUGAAUCAAUUUGAGAGUCAGUCGAAGACAAGGUCAACGCCACCGGGGCCCAAUGGCCCCGGCAUGAGAGGACCGCAUCCUGGUGGUCCACCCGGACCGCAUCCUGGAGAAUUCUUUGGAGGUGGGCCCAAUGGACCAGGUCCAAAUGGCCCGCGCAUGAUGAUGCCUGGGCCAGGGCCCCAUCAUCAGCUACGAGGGCCUCCGCCAGGGCCGCACGGCCCCCCUCCGCACCACAUGCCACAACACCAGGGCCCUCCACCACAUCAUAUGCCUCCGCAUCAGGGCCCUCCGCCGCACCAGGGUCCCCCUCAACAUAGACCGCCGAUGCAGUUCCAAGGACCGCCGCAAAUGCAACGCGCUCCCGGAGGUCCCCCAGGUGUCCCGCGUGGAGGCCCCGAUUGGCCUAGGCCCCAUCACAUGCCAGCCCCCGCUCCGCAGUACGGCCCCCCGCAACACCAGAUGCCGCAUCAAAUGCCCCCGCCGUCGUCGCAUGCAAAUGCGCCCGGUCGACCGGGUCCAGGCGGCGAUUGGAGCGACCCCGAUAUGUCCCGGCCGCACAUGCCGCCGCACGCACACGGCCCCCCACCGCACCACGGGCCGCACCAUAUGCCUGCGCUUUCGCCGCGUGCGCCUCCCGGGCAAGGCAUGCCGCCGCCUCAUCAUCAGCUGCCACCGCACCAGCAAGGUCCACCCCGAGGCCCCGCACCGCUACCACAACAUCCAGGUGGAGCUCCAGCGCCGCACGUGAACCCAGCGUUCUUUAACCAACAGCCACCAGUGCAGUCCGCGCCGGCCGUGCAGCCACCUCCGCAACCCGCACCGCCCGGACCAGGGGCUCCAUACGGUCAUCCAGCUCACGGAGUUCCGCCGCCUGCACAGGGCCCGCCGCCAGGGGCCCGCCAACCGUACGGAAGACCACCAACAAGCUACCCCGGUGGCGCAGAAGCACGUCCACCCCACCACGCCGCCCCGUUGGGACCGCACGCAGCCCCGCACGCGGCGCACCCCGCCCACCCCGUGCACCCGCCGCACCCCGUCAUCAGCGAAGCGGAGUUCGAGGAGGUGAUGGGCCGCAACCGUACCGUGUCGUCGAGCGCGAUUGCGCGCGCAGUCAGCGACGCGGCGGCCGGCGAGUACGCGUCCGCCAUCGAGACGCUGGUCACCGCCAUCUCGCUGAUCAAGCAGAGCAAGGUCGCACAUGAUGAUAGGUGCAAGAUACUGAUCUCUUCGCUCCAAGAUACUUUACACGGCGUUGAGACUAAGUCGUAUGGGGGAGAGAGACGGCGAUCGCGUUCGAGGGAGAGGGAUGCAAGAGCACAUCACCGUGCCCCGAGAAGGAGGGAACGGUCCGCGUCACGCUAUAGGGACAGGUCGCGUGAAAGAGAAGAUCGGGAUAGGUACAGGGAAAGGUCGAGGGAGCGUGAUCGUGAACGCGACCGUGAUGCAUACUACAGGGACUACCGUGAGAGGGAACGUGAUAGGUCCAGGUCUAGGGAGCGAGAACGUGCGGAACAUUACAACAGGGGACACAGCCGGACGGAGGAGAGUAGGCCACGCAAGUCGAGCCCUGUAGAGCCAGCGGUAGAGAGCAGUGCGGGUGACACCAGCACUAGCAAGAGCAGGACGGCGGCGGCGCCGUACUACGACGAGCGUUACCGCGAGCGAAGGGAGCGGGACCCGCCACCCGCGGACAGGGACCGUGACCGCGACCGCGAACAUCGCCGGGACGCCAGGCACUAGCUACAUACACCAGCACCACUAGCACAAUAGUGACCAGUACGCGUAGCAUAGGCAGGAGACAAAAAUCGUAUCACCCGAUUAUUAUAUCCACUGACAAGGAAAAAAAUAAAUUUUCAAGGCAUAGAAACAGGGGAAAAGGAGAACGUUGCCCCGUUUGAUAUUAUUUACAGCCAUGCAUCAUUUUCAGAGAGCGGAUAAAACUUUGGUUAUUUUGUCCUUUCCCAGUCAAGAAAAUGUCUCCAGCAUGCUAGCCGUGUAGUGCCUCUAGUGUAACUUAUCAAAUAAAUAAACCUAACUUUGUAGUGACGUAAAGCUAUCUAAAUUUAUUGGAGCUGAUAAUUUUGACUAUACAAAAGGACGAAAUGAUAACUGUGCUGGAAAUGUGCUGGCGCAACUUUACUCCAUAGUUAAGUACUUUAACUUGAAAAGUUACACUUGGGGCUUAGAACAUUCGUGCUAACAGUCUGCAUACUGUAUUCACAUUAUCAUUUUCAAUAAUGGCUUAUUAUAAAAAGGGGUUUUGGAUAAUUUUUGUAAAAAGUGGCAUGAUAUUAAAGUUUAACGCCAGAUUAAAGAAUAACAUAAAUGUCUUAUUGUGUUAUUUUUUAUAAAAAUAAAACGAGGCCACGGACUUAUACAAAUUAUGCAAUUUUACCCAAACUUCUUUGUAGAUCACUUAAGCCACUUCAAAGUCACGUCGCGUAAAUGUAUGAUCCUAAUAUGCGUGUUUUAAAAAUCCUAUGAACAAAGGUAUAUAUCUUACAUGAAAAUGUAUGUAAUAAUUUACAUAAUUACUAAAAUUAUUUUCGUUAGAUUUAAUAAUAAUUCAAAGUGGUGAUGUACAAACAAUUGCAAUAAUUUUGUCGGUGUCUAGGGAACUACUAAGCUGUUAUUUCAUAUCAUAGAUUCAUAAUAAAGUGGUUUAACGUUAUCUGUUGCUCUUAUUCAACGUUUAUAAAAAGAUAAAAUUCUUGACACAAUUUAUUUAUCAUAACGAUGUAACAAGACAGUAAGCCUAGACGCAAAUCACAUAAUUUUUAUCACGUAGCAGUAUAAAAACUUGUGCAUACCUGAAAAGUUAUACUUAUUUGACAAUAUCAAUAUAUCAGUUCAUAAGAAAUAUUAAAAAAAGGAUUCCGUGAUGACCAGAUCUAUAUAAUAGUAUUUAGGAUGUAAUUUUUUUUCUUUGUUCUUAUGUAUGGAAGUUUCCUUUUUUGAACUAAAAAGGGGCUACCACACUUUCGCGUCCAAACAUUAUUCCUGGUAUGUAUAACUUCUAAAAUCGUACAUAAUGUUUUGGUCGGUUAUAUAAUAUGGACAGAUUUUGAACUGCACCUAAUAAAACUAAAUUAAAAAGUUACCUGGCAUAGUUAUUGUGUUAAGCACCAUCAAAAGGUCUGGCAGUUGGAAUGUGUUUGGACGUAAUAAAAAGUUAAUUGUUGGAUUAAUAACACUUUUGGGUAAUAUUUUGAUAUCGUUAUCCAAUUUUUCUUACGUCAUUUGACAGACUUAGACGUAACCCUUCUAGGAUUAUAGAUAGUUUUGAAUAUAUGUUAAAAUUCCCGUUGUCUCUACACUUUACUAUGUAAAUCUGGUAAUCAUGGGCUCUUGGUUCAUAAUAGUUUCAUAUAAUUUAAUUAUGAACAUUCCAACGUUUUGAGGUUAAUUUUAACCUUGUCUUAACCUUAACACCAAAUCUAUUAGGUAUAUUAUUUGUGUUGAAAACUUUAUAUAAUUUCAUAGACAUUAUGUUAAUCUAUGUUUUAUUUGAGUAUGUACACUGGUAUUUAAUAGGAGUUUGAUAAAAUAGGUAGAUGUUAGUUAGUUUGCUCUAGUAAGUAAGAAUUUCUCGUAUGGAAAUGUUCCAUAUAAAUUGACACUGAUUUUUAGGAUUACUUCCUCAAUAAAAGAAAUUGAUGUAUAAUUUUAA